Molecule: messenger RNA, 1386 nt
Organism: Lathyrus oleraceus (garden pea)
Lineage: Eukaryota; Viridiplantae; Streptophyta; Magnoliopsida; Fabales; Fabaceae
Product: actin-related protein 2/3 complex subunit 2B
Exons: 10
Coding region: 64-1167 (367 amino acids)
Biological process (GO): actin filament polymerization; Arp2/3 complex-mediated actin nucleation
Cellular component (GO): actin cytoskeleton; Arp2/3 protein complex
Molecular function (GO): structural constituent of cytoskeleton; actin filament binding
Source: RefSeq, a predicted model, not a curated record
AUAAAAAUCAACUAUGCAUUCAAACAAUUUGAGAAGAGAAAGAAGAUUCAUAGGUUUAUCAGAAUGGCAUGCAUGGAUAGAGUAUCUCCUGCUCUCAAACAAAUACUGCUCAAGCUGUAUCUUGCUGACAAGUCCAUUGAGAUUGAUCAUCACUUAUACGAAUUUGGAUCGAUCGAAUACCAUAUUCAGUCUCAAGCCUCUAAUCCUCUACUAGCCUACUUAUCAAUAUCAAUACCUCCACUUUGCCAUGGAAUCCUGCCAAAUAAUCUUUCACCAUACACCAUCGAAAUGGUAAAGGGAAUUUGUCCUAAUGUAGUGGAGAUCGAAGAACCUGCUAGAGACGGAUUUCAGCUUACUUUGAAGCUUAACCUAUAUCAGAUUCCAAGAAAUAAAGACUAUGUCAAGGUCAUUGGGGAUAUUUCCUCGGUUCAAUCGGUUAUUCUGAGUUCACAGCUGAAAGAAAUAUUGUGGAAUGUGAAUUCUGAUGAUGCGUCUCCGGGAAUGUACAAACCCAUCAAACUAGUUUAUCAUCCGAGAGAACCCUUCUUUGUCAUCAGGCAGCCACAGAGAAUCAUAGCAGUAUUCCCGAUUCGUUUCAGAGAAAAAUCAGACAUCGUUAUUGCAACAACUUUCUUUCAGGAGCUUAUGGAUGUUGGAAACUCAGAUAAAUGGACAAAGACACCCCCUUGCACCUGGUCAGCCAUUCCUCCACCAGAGUUGAGAGGAGAAGCUUUCGAGGAUUUGAGUACCAAUGGAGGGUUUUUCUCUUUCGAUAUCUCUUCUCGGCAUGUUGAAGGCAAGAGGCUAGACAAAACUGUCUGGAAUCUAUUAAACUUUAAUACCUAUGUUAGAAACCAUGUAAAGAGCACGAAAGGUUUCAUUCACAGAAGGAUGAGGAAACGUAUGGAAAAUUUGGUUCAGGUUCUGCACGGAACAAACUCAGAAGAAAACGAACAAGCCAAACAAGUAAAACAACGUCAAGGAUUUAGGUAUACAACAAAACUAGUAAGAUCAUCGAAACACACCAUGAAACAAAGAUGGCGCACAUUGGGAAGAAAAAUCAAGAGAUUUCAUUUCCGACUUAAAAUUCAUGGAUUUACACGAUUUCGUCAACGUUGGUUGAGGUUCCCGAAAUUUUCUUCCACAAAAUAUACAAAACUGGAGUAGAUAUUUUCGCAUUUAUUACUUCUUAUGCAAUACAUGGACUCCAACUACGCGAGAAGAUGCUCAGUGCACUAUUUGAUAGAGUGUGAUGUAUAGUUAUAAACUUUAUCCGAUUUUAAACUACUGGAUUGUAACAAAAAGAGAGUACAUUCAUAUCUCUAGACAAUUUCUGAUUCUGUAAGUUUUCUCCAAAUGCUAUAACUUUCACUGAUUGUAAGUAAA